AUGGGUUGGUUCGGCGAUUCGUUUGGCGCCGACAAGAGCGGUCGCUGGCCGAAGCACCCCGAUAACAGUGGCAAGACCGAAAUCGCCUACUGCUACGAAAACAAGGCUGCGAAAGAUGAGCUGGAAGGAGUUAUAGCGGAGGGCUGGGGAGCGUGGCAGCGCUCUCUUGGUCGCUGGGGCAAGGAGAGCGGCCAUUCACUGCUCUUUACACGGCGCCUUGUUCCUGGCCAGGACAUCUACUGCUAUCUGGCAAAUGGCAAUUGGAACCAGUUGUUUCCAGCAGACACCGUCGUUAUCAAACGUGGUGCUCCAGGGGGCUGGGCUGCAGCGUCUUCUUUGGGAUAUAGGUCUGAAGGUUCACCUGGUCGUCAUCAAUUGAGUAUCGGUAACGCGGAACAAGCACCGAACAGAGAUCUGGCCUGGGUCGUAGCUCACGAGCUAGGCCACAUCUUCGGCUUGAUGCACGAGCACUCACGCGGAGACCGCGAUGACCACGUCCAAUUCAACGGCCCCAGUCUCACCGGCUACCAUGAAGCUCUCUAA
Molecule: messenger RNA, 543 nt
Organism: Alternaria incomplexa
Lineage: Eukaryota; Fungi; Ascomycota; Dothideomycetes; Pleosporales; Pleosporaceae
Exons: 4
Coding region: 1-543 (180 amino acids)
Biological process (GO): proteolysis
Molecular function (GO): metalloendopeptidase activity; zinc ion binding
Source: RefSeq, a predicted model, not a curated record